This is a messenger RNA of Diaporthe batatas, 2044 nucleotides long. RefSeq lists its product as uncharacterized. The transcript has 2 exons. Gene Ontology annotation, molecular function: zinc ion binding; GTP binding; GTP cyclohydrolase I activity. The coding region runs from base 411 to 1385 and encodes 324 amino acids. Lineage: Eukaryota; Fungi; Ascomycota; Sordariomycetes; Diaporthales; Diaporthaceae. Gene Ontology annotation, biological process: tetrahydrofolate biosynthetic process; tetrahydrobiopterin biosynthetic process. The record is from RefSeq and is a predicted model, not a curated record. Gene Ontology annotation, cellular component: cytoplasm.
GGCGGCCAGAGCCGGCCCACGCAGGCACGGGGUACUCGGCCGGCGAGAGUCAUUGCCAGUCAGCCAUCGCAGCAAAUUUGCAUGGGACUACGAUGAAUUAGACCCGUCUCCUCCUAUCUUCGGGCACCUGUAUCGGGGGCCGAACAAUCCUUCGAGGUGGCCUCGACUCAUUUCCAUAUUCCUCAAUUGAUCUUCCUGAGGCAUCUUCAAAUUGUCAAUUGUCUCUGCCCCAAACAGAUUGCCAAUCGAAACAUUAGCAAACGCUUGCCUGAUUUCUUUAUUCCCUUCCUGAGACCAUCUCCGACCUGCUUGAGAACAAACACAACUAGCGAAUAUAUAUACAUACGUCCCACACCGCCAGACGCAGGCAGAGGACCCGGAGGAACAGCCAGGCUUUCAACGGAACCCCAAUGCCUUCUGCAGAGAAAAUGGACACCGCAAGCAUCACGAGCUCGUCGUCCGGCGGCCGGCGCAACGGCGAGGAGCGCCCCGGCAGCAAGAAGCGCAAGCACCACAAGGUCAACGGCACCCAAGAGAGGCGGGACAGCAUCAGCGCCCCCGCGCGAGACCCCCGAGAUAUCCCCGACCGCCCCAAGAAGAAGAAGUCCAAGAAGUCCAGCACCACGGCGCACACCACCACCGCCGGCGCCGGCGGGCCCACCGCGACCACAUCCCACCACAGCACAGGCGCCGCCGCCCCCGCCGCAGCUGGGACGGUGACGCGGUCGCCGAGCCCCGUGAUCGACUUUGACGGGCUGUCGCGGCCCAGCUCGGGGACGCGCGAGCGGCUGGAGGAGACCAAGGAGCAGGCGGACAAGCGGCUGGCGCGCAUGUGCGGCGCCGUCAGGACCAUACUCGAGUGCGUGGGCGAGGACGCCGACCGCGAGGGCCUGCUGGCGACGCCCGAGCGCUACGCCAAGGCCAUGCUCUUCUUCACCAAGGGCUACCAGCAGAACGUGCGCGACAUUGUCAACGGCGCCAUCUUCGAGGAGGGGCACAACGAGAUGGUCAUCGUCAAGGACAUCGAGGUCUUCAGCAUGUGCGAGCACCACCUCGUGCCCUUUACUGGCAAGAUGCACAUCGGGUACAUCCCCAACCAGUCCGUCAUUGGCAUCUCGAAACUGCCCCGGAUCGCGGAGCUGUUCGCCCGCCGGCUGCAGAUCCAGGAGCGCCUCACCAAGGAGGUUGCCAAUGCCAUCAUGGAAGUCCUCAAGCCUCAGGGUGUCGCGGUCGUCAUGGAGUCCAGCCACCUGUGCAUGGUCAUGAGGGGCGUCGAGAAGACCAGCACCAGCACCAUCACGAGCUGUGUGCUGGGCUGCUUCGAGCGCAAGGAGAAGACGAGGAAUGAGUUCCUGAACCUAAUCAGCGUCAACCGCCGCGCCUGAUGGCCCAGUCUCGCUUGUGGUGUUCAGCUAAGUGGUUAGGACGUGGCGAUGGGGACGUUCUUUUCCCCUCGGUCACAUCUUGUGGUACACCAUGUGUGUACAAGGAGUGCCCUCAUCGGAGAGGCUGGAUGAUCAACUCAUUACAAGGAGCGGCAACGCCCCCAACACGCUCGCUGUGAGCCUCGUCGUGGAGCGUGUCUGGUAUUGCAUAUGAAUCUCGGCGUUUUGGGAGAAUUUGGACAGGGCGGUAGAUCGGGCUCAAAAUGGCAUUCAUCAUGCCCGCCAACGGUAUUCAACAUCGGAGCAUUCAUUUCGGAAAGGGGGGCGGCUAGCUGUGUGGCAAAGUUGGCGUUUGUGGCUUCAACUCCUCUAUACUGAAUCAAAAAGCAUAAUGUGACAAUCGGGACUGCCAUCUAGUCCCACCCAUUAGUAUCCCUCCCUGUAUGCACCCUAUACACGUAUCGUGAAGCUGGUAAACUGACCCGCCCAUACACUGCCCAAUGGCAACAGAGCCAUCUCGUUGCCAUCAUGACACCUUCCUGACUUCCCUCCCGGACUCCCCCUUCUCAACAGCCUCAACCCUCGGCCUGACAACGCCCAAGAUCUCCUCAGCAACCUCCUCAACACUCCCCCCAGCAUCAACAACAACCAAAUCCUCC